This is a messenger RNA of Drosophila grimshawi, 2222 nucleotides long. It is a transcript of the gene Acox57D-d, whose product is annotated as probable peroxisomal acyl-coenzyme A oxidase 1. The coding region runs from base 71 to 2104 and encodes 677 amino acids. The transcript has 8 exons. Gene Ontology annotation, biological process: fatty acid beta-oxidation using acyl-CoA oxidase; lipid homeostasis. NCBI's taxonomy places the organism in Eukaryota, Metazoa, Arthropoda, Insecta, Diptera, Drosophilidae. Gene Ontology annotation, molecular function: acyl-CoA oxidase activity; FAD binding; fatty acid binding. Gene Ontology annotation, cellular component: peroxisome. The record is from RefSeq and is a predicted model, not a curated record.
GCUUGCGUGACUCUGAGUGACAACGUCGAUCGGCUUUCACCUGUGUUUUGCAAUUAUCGAAGUAAUUGAAAUGUCGAUGACUAAGAGUUUUAUACCUAAAACUAUAAAUCAUGAUCUGCAGAAAGAGCGCUUAGCUUCCACUUUUGAUGUGGAGGAGUUUGCUGCUUGGUGGCAGGGCGGCGAGCAAAAAUUGAAAACCAAACGCGAAAUAGAGCGCGCUCUGUUCGCCGAUCUGGAUGAUGGCUAUGGCAUUAACCAUGAGUACAUGUCCCACGAGGAUCUCUACAAUUCCGCUGUGAAAAAGGUUGCUGAGGCGACACCCAAGCUGAAGGCGCUGCAACAGAAAAUGAACCCUGGUGGCAAGGACAUUUGGCCUGGCGGCCUGCUCUCAGUGCAUGCUCAUGGCCUGUUUCCCGAGAACCAUCCGCUUGCCACGCACAUUUCCAUGUUUGUGGACGUGGUCAAGGGUCAGGGCACUCCCGAGCAGGUGGAGAAGUGGGGCAAGCUGGCCGAGAACUGCAACAUAAUUGGCACCUAUGCACAGACCGAACUGGCCCACGGCACCAAUGUGCGAGGCAUCGAAACGCGCGCCGACUACGACAUUAGAGCUGGUGAAUUUGUCCUCAACACGCCCAACCUGGAAGCCUACAAAUGGUGGCCCGGCGGCAUGGGUCACACGGCCAACCAUGCAAUGGUCGUCGCCCAGCUCUACAUCUCCGGCAAGCACAAGGGCAUCCAAAUGUUUAUUGUGCCGCUGCGUGAUGCGGACACGCAUAUGCCGCUGCCGGGCGUAGAUGUUGGCGAGGUUGGCAAGAAACUGGGCAUGGCCGCUGUCAAUCUGGGCUUUCUUGGCCUGAAGAACGUUCGCAUUCCACGCACCAACAUGCUGAUGAAGUAUGCCAAAGUGGAUCGUGAUGGCACAUUCACCGCCAGUCCAGCCUCGAGGGUCAACUAUCUGACCAUGGUCUACACACGUUGCCUGAUUGUCAAUUUGAAUUCGACGCUGCUGCUGCAGGCAGCCACAAUUGCCACACGCUACUCCGCAGUGCGUCGCCAGAGUCCCAUUGAACCCAAUGAGCCGGAGCCGCAGAUCAUUGAUCAUGUGACGCAGCGCUUGAAGCUGUUCCCGGAGAUCGCCACUGGAAUGGCCUAUCAUUUGGCAGCCGAGCACAUGUGGGAGCUGUACAAUCAGACCGUUCUGGAUGCCAAUAAUGGUAAAUUUGAUCGGUUGCCCGACAUGCAUAUCCUGUCUUGUGCCUUGAAGGUCCUCUGCACCACUGAUGGCUGUGCGGGCAUUGAACGACUGCGUCUCUCCACCGGCGGACAUGGCUAUCACAUUGCCGCCAAUCUGAGCAACAUCUACGGCAAUGCAGUCGCCGCCUACACCUACGAGGGUGAGAAUACGGUUCUCCUGCUCCAGAUUGGACGCGCCCUGGUCAAAGCCUGGGCCAGCUACAAGCAGGCUGAAACGCCCUCCUCUUCGUAUGCCUAUUUUGAGACUUCGAUGCGCCUCAAGGAGUUCCCCAAGUGGGACAACUCCUGGCAGUGCAUUGUCAGGGCGUUGCAGUACACGGCUGCCCACAAGACCCGCAUUGCCUUUGAGAAUUUGUCGCAGCGCAUUGCUGCUGGCCAGUCCCAAGCUGUGGCAGCCAACAACACGGGCAUUGAGCUAACGCGGGCCGCCGAGCUGCAUGGUCGCCAAUUUGUGUGCCAAACGUUCGUGGAGCAAAUCACUGGGCCCAAAGCACAACAGCGUUCGGCGGCUUUGAACAGCGCCUUGGAAAAUGUGGUGGAACUGUUCUUGGUGCAGACGGUGCUCAAUAAUUUGAGUGACAUCUUGAGAUUCAUCAAUCUGACCGAUGCUGAUCUCAGAUCUCUGCAGCAACGCUUGGAGCUGUCCCUGGAGAAAUUCCGUCCAAAUGCUGUCGCCAUCUGUGAUGGCUUCGAUUUCCACGAUCGUGUUCUCAACUCAGUGCUGGGCAGCUACGAUGGCAAUGUCUAUCCACGACUAUUCGAUGCGGCCAAGCGCAGCACGAUGAACCAGCGACCAGUGCAGAAGUCAUUUGAAACCUAUCUGAAGCCGCUGAUGAAGGCUAGUUUGUAAGGUGUGCAAUAUUAAAAUUUUUGUAUACGAAACUGUAAAGUCUUUUUACCAUUAUUAUGCAUUGGAACCUGUACUUAAUCAAAGUAAUAAAAAAGAGCAUUUUUUUCUGUAUAUUAGA